CUGAGCCCUGCCUGGAGGGACAGGGGGAGGGGGAAGGGCAGGACCUGAGACUCUCAGUCAGCCCUGGCUCGAGACUCAUCUCAGCCUCACUCUUUGCUCCUGAAGCCUGUGAGGAACCAGUGCUCAGCCUGUUGACCGGGACAGGCCCUCCUGAUACUUGUAUAGCUCAUGAGCACCUGGGCACCAAGCCCAGCAUCCAGACAUGUGCUUUGCUAAGGAACAACAGAAAGAGAGAAGAAUGGAUGCCAGUGAGAAGCAGCAGGACCUUGUCAGUGCAGACCUAGAUGUAGAACGGAAGCCAGGUUAUGUUUCUGUCAGAGGUCUCAGAGCACUGUCUGGGUGCAGGGUGGAGGUGACAGUAGUGUUGAUACUGGUGGUUCUAGGUCUGACAGCUGCUGUUUCUGCUUUGGCAGUUUCAGGUCUGACAAGUCACUCUCAGCAACAAUGCCCUGCCUGGUGUCCAGCAGGCUGGAUUGGGUAUCAAAGGAAAUGCUAUUACUUCUCAGAGAUCGAAAAGUCCUGGAAUGAGAGCCAGAGACACUGCUCUUCUCUUGGGGCCUCCCUGGCUAUGAUUGACAGCCAAGAGGACCUGGCCUUCAUGAUGAGGUAUAAAGGCAUCGCUGAGCACUGGGUUGGCCUGUGGAGGGGGAAUGAGGGACAGCCAUGGAAGUGGACAAAUGGCACCGGAUUCAGUCACAGGUUUCCUAUACGAGGAGGGGGUGGCUGUGCAUACCUGAAUGACAAGGCGGUCAGCUCCUCAAGGUGCACCACCGAGAGGCACUGGGUCUGCAGCCUCCAGAGCACACGCACAGCAGAUCUGGAAGAUACUACACAAGGGAGCCAGGUGCUGAAACACCUCUGACAUCUGUUCACAAGGUGAUAGUGAAGAAACCAUCCCAUGUACAACUUGCCCCAAGUGUAAAUCACACGCAAGGCUGUGGGACCCAUCUAUAAAAUUAAUUAGGUUCAUCAGCACUCGUCCAGAGAAGACAAGACAGGGGGAAUUUGAUAGCAACAUUUACUACCUGAAGGAUGGUCCAAAGAAGAUAGAGUGAGACUUUUUUCAAUGGUGGCAGAUACAGAACAAGGAGCAAUGGGCUUAAGUUGCAGCAAGGGAGGUUUAGGUUGAAUAUUAGGGGGAAAAAACUUUCUCACUAGUGUGGUGGUGAAGCACUAAAAUGGGUUACCUAGAGAAGUGGUG
This is a messenger RNA of Alligator sinensis (Chinese alligator), 1201 nucleotides long. Its product is annotated as C-type lectin domain family 2 member D-like. The record is from RefSeq and is a predicted model, not a curated record. The coding region runs from base 203 to 862 and encodes 219 amino acids. The transcript has 6 exons. Lineage: Eukaryota; Metazoa; Chordata; Crocodylia; Alligatoridae.